GUUUCUCCUCCCCUUGUUCCUGUGUCUCUCUCUCCCAGCAUUCAGUUCAUUGACUUUCUGUUUGUUUUCUGAACGAUCCUCUAAUGUGAAAGAGCUGAACGCUGACAAAAGACAAUGUCUUGGGUCUUCUGGAAUUUUCUUUUCUUGUUUCUAAUACACUGUGUGAACUCAGAAGUCUUCCUCCACACUCAAGAUGCCAGUCAGGUCCUGAGCCGGCGCAGGCGCGCCAACUCCAUGUUUGAGGAGAUGAAAAAGGGAAACAUGGAGCGUGAGUGUGUUGAGGAGCGCUGCAGUUAUGAGGAAGCCAGAGAAAUCUUUGAGGAUGUUAAAAAGACGGAUGAGUUCUGGCACGUGUAUGUUGAUGGAGAUGCGUGUUUGUCCCACCCAUGUCUCAAUGACGGCGAGUGUAAAGAUACGAUCGGGCCAUACACUUGUUUCUGUCAACAAGGGUUUAAGGGCUACAACUGUGAGAUUGUUAUUCCUGCGCUCUGUGAGAGUGAAAAUGGAGGCUGUGAUCAUUUUUGCAGGGUACAGCAGAAUAACAUCGCCUGUUCAUGUGCUAAAGGCUACCAGCUGGCCUCUAACGGGAAGUUGUGUCUUUCUCAUGAUCCUUUCAAAUGUGGCACCGUCCAUCCUCAGAAGACCAGAAGCAUCUUAAACAUACACAUCAACAACACUGAGAAUGAAGAGGAAACGCAUGUAGAGACCACUGUUGAGCCUGUCGUAGAUUUCACAAACCCUCCCAGCAAUGAGACAAAAGGCAUGUUCGGCCUCCUCAAGCAGGAGAUCAUGAAUCCAGUGGAGGAGCAACUAGUUCUGCCUGAAUCAUCUGAGGGAAACACGAGAAUCGUGAACGGUGUGAACUGUCUUCCUGGAGAUUGUCCAUGGCAGGCUCUUCUUAUUAAUGAAGACAACAUUGGCUUCUGUGGUGGCACCAUCUUAAACGAGUACUUCGUCCUGUCUGCCGCUCACUGCAUGAAUCAGUCACUCUCCACCCGCGUGGUUGUAGGUGAGUUUGACACGCUGGUCAACGAGAGUCGAGAGGUCACGCACGAUGUAGACAAGAUUCUGAUUCACAAGAACUACAUGGCUGACACCUACCACAAUGACAUUGCUCUCAUCAAGCUCAGCAAGCCCAUCAAAUUCACCAAAUUCAUCAUCCCUGCCUGCCUGCCAGAGCGCGACUUCGCCGAGCGCAUACUGAUGCAUCGGGAGGAUGGCAUGGUGAGUGGCUUUGGUCGCGUGCGUGAGGGCGGCCUUCAGUCCACCAUCCUCCAGAAGUUAACGGUGCCGUACAUCGACCGCGCCAAGUGUAUAGAGUCCAGUAAGUUUAAAAUCUCCAGCCGGAUGUUCUGUGCCGGAUACGAUCAAGAGGAGAAAGACGCGUGUCAGGGCGAUAGCGGCGGGCCGCAUGUGACACGCUACAAAAACACGUGGUUCGUCACAGGUGUGGUGAGCUGGGGUGAAGGAUGUGCGCAGAAGGGCAAGUACGGCGUCUACACGCAGGUCUCCAAGUACAUCAUGUGGAUCCAUAAUGCCAUGUCAAAAGUCAUGCCACAGAUGGAAGCUUCUAUAAAACCCAGAGCAAAGCGAGAGCUGCUUCAGAAGACACCCGUACGAAGAGUCUGAAGUAAAAAUCAACACCAUUUACUAUCUUUAUUCAUUUUGAUUCACCAAAUUCAAGAUUCAUCAUCUGUAUUGAUGGUAAAUUUGUUAAAAUUAAUUAAAUUUUAUAUGUUUUCAAUAAAUCUAAGUUGUAUGUAUAAAAUACCAUUGUCUUGUACAAUUACGAUAGAAAAUAUUUUACUAUUUGAAUAUUUAAAUUUACAGAACCUUCAUAAAUCGAAUAACAACUUACAAAAGAAAAACACUCUCAAAGUGUAUUUUUAUUCAUAAGGUUUUAUAAGUAGAGUUAAAUAAAUCUGAAUUUUAUAUGGUACAUCGCCAUUUUGCUCUGACCAAAUAACAUGAAAGCACCUGAUGACAUAAUUACGACUUGCCAACUCAUUAAUACGAAUUUUCCGGGAGGACUUGAACGCAAAAUAACUUGCUCCGGUUAUGAACAAUAUAAUAAAAUCCUCAUUAAUAAAGUAAUGUUAUUUCUAGUUAGAUCUUGUUUCGGUCUGAAAUAUGUCACAUUAUGGAGGGUUUGUCAAUGCUGUUGACUAUCAUCUAGAUGAGAUUUCACAGUUUUUUAUAAAGACGACCCUUGAUUUUAUAAACUGUUUUUAUUGUAUUUGUGUCAUAUAAAGUCAAAUGUGUUUCCUGACAAGAAAUAAAGUUGACAGAGUCUAUAAAACCCAGAGAAAGACAAGAGCUGCUUCAGAAGUCUGA
This is a messenger RNA of Sinocyclocheilus rhinocerous, 2334 nucleotides long. It is a transcript of the gene f10, whose product is annotated as coagulation factor X. Gene Ontology annotation, biological process: proteolysis; blood coagulation. Gene Ontology annotation, molecular function: serine-type endopeptidase activity; calcium ion binding. Lineage: Eukaryota; Metazoa; Chordata; Actinopteri; Cypriniformes; Cyprinidae. The transcript is spliced from 8 exons. Bases 115 to 1629 code for a protein of 504 amino acids. The record is from RefSeq and is a predicted model, not a curated record. Gene Ontology annotation, cellular component: extracellular region.